UCCGACUGAAGAGUGAGGCCUGAGGGCCGAUAAGAUCGUCCUCUUGGUUUUCUUGGGUUGUAUAAGAAGGCUGGAAUCCGUCAUCAUGUCUGGGAGCAUGGCGCUUGCUGAUCGGGAAGACGACAUGGGUUCUCUCUUCGAAGGCAUGAUUCUUUUCGGCCCUUCACAUAUUUGUCAAGACGAUGAUGUAGAUGGUGAUGAUCGUGAUCACCAAUCUCUUCCGCCGGCCUCCCCUCCUAUUCCGACUUCAUCGUCCCAAUCGCACCCUCUGGACGAGAACCUGUUUUCUGAUCUCACUCUAGUCACACCCAACGAACAUUUAGUUUUACAAUUACAGUCCGAUCCCUCUCCCACGACAACAUCAGAAGCAUCAGAAACGGCAAUUCCCUCCAUCGCUCGGCAAGUUUCUAGAAGGAAAAAGAAAGGAGGCAUCAGGAUUGGAUACGGAAGAGACGCCUCACUUGCUGACCACCACUCUUCAGCUCCUUCUUCUGAUUCCAAUUCCCAAGAAGAUAAAUUUUCCAUUCCCUCAACCGAAACUGAUACUUCGCCGUCGCAGCCCAUUGUCAAUAUCAGUGUUUCUGAUGAAGAUUCACGUCUUCCUACGGCAGUCAUUCCCGGUGCUGCAACCUUAGAUCCUGAUUCGGAAGAAGGAACUUUAUCUUCGGUAGUUAACGAUGUCUUGCGUGAUGAAAAUUUAGUGCCACCUGGCGGUGUACACGAGCUCUCUCCUCUGUCUCUCGGCCAUUCAGCGGAGGAGAAGCUGGAGCAGGUAAGAGCUAGGGUAUCGGCAAAGCUCGAGCAUAUUCGGGAAUUGGCCGCUUCUAUUUCCACAACUAGGAAGGAGUUUGCAAGGAGGAGAAGAGAAGCCAUUGAUAGAGUAAAUUUAGCCUCCAUCAAGCACACGGAACUGGAGAGGGAGCUAGAGGAAGCUUGCGAUGCUGAAGAUUUUGAGAGGGCGGAAAGGGUUAGUGAAAGCAUUGCAGCAGCAGAAACCGAGAAGCAAGGUCUUAUAAAUUUAUUGAAGGUUGCAGACACAGACUGCGAUUCUAUCGAAUUGAAGAUGCAGGAGGUGUGGGGGUUGCAGAUUGCAGCCGAGGAAGAAAGUGUAUCGUUGCUGGAACAAUUCACAAAGGAGUAUUUUAUUCCAGAUCAUCUUAGGUCUUCAACAGCCAUAUCAUCAAUGCAUGAGUUUAAGGCAUCCACAUUCACAUUAUCCAAGGAAACUGCUACUAGUGCGGAUUUAGUUUUGAAGAAUGUUGAAUCAGUAUCAUCAAAGGAAAUGGAUGAGUGGAUAUCAUCAAUGGAAGCCCUAGAGGAGAAAAAACUGGAAUUGGAGAUUUAUUCGCUCUUAAUGAAUGAUGCACGCCUGGGAUUCAAUGAUUCCAUCGACCACUUGAUCAAGGAUGACAGGAGACAAAAGGAAUUUCUUUCUGAGAAACGACUGAAGCUUACAGAGGAAUUGGAGGAAUUACUUACUUUAGUAAGAAACAAGGAAGCUGAGAUUGCACAAAAUGAUUCUAAUAUCGAUGCAGUUGAGAAAAAAAUUGCUGAUGCUGUGUCGGGGUUUCAUGAUAUACAGUUGAGUAUUGAUAUGAAGUAUGAUAAUUUGAAGUCUGCCCUUUCCAGAACGGAGUCAUCAAGUGGAGCUUUAUACAUCAAAAAGAAGGAAAUUGAUGACUUCCUGUCUCAGGAAGAAGAGAGGGUAGCGAGGCUCAGGGAACUUGCUAUUCAUUCUGCAAAUGAAGCAAAAGCAUGCCAAGAAAUUGUUGGGCUAAGAAAGAGUUUAGUGUCAUCCGUAUUCAAGUUGAGGGAAGACAAGGUGAGGCUUGCCAAGACUGAGGAGAGAAUUCUGGAGGAGGUCCAACACCUCAGACAAGAAGUUUCUGCUGCAAGAGCUUCUCUACAGGAACUAUCUUCAAGAAAGUCAAGCAUCCAGCAGGAGGUUUCUUCUUCCAAGCAGAGGAUAUUCUUCAUAGAGAAGAGAGGCCCAGAGCUGGAAGCUGAAAAGAAAGUUGCUGCUACUGCCAGAAAUUUUAAGGAAGCAGGGCGCAUUGCAGCUGAAGCGAAGGCAUUGACUGUUGAAAAGGAAAGCAUCCAACUUAAACUGAAGAAAGCCAUUUUAGACCUUGGGGAGGUGGAGGAAGGAAUUGAGCUCACUGCUAACAGAAUGAAGGAGACAGAGGGGCUAAUUAUAUCCAAGGAAAAAGGGGAAGCUAUGGCAAGGUGCGAGAGGCUACAUUUAGCUGCUGGUGCUGCCAUGGCAGAAAGAUCUGCAGCUCUAGAAUUGGGUGACUUUCAAGAAGCCAAAGUUUUACUCGCAGAGGUAGAAGCAGCAGAGUCUGAAGCAAAAAAGCUCCAACAAGAUCAUAAUUUUGAAGAGGAUGAAUUCGGAAGUCUACCAAAGCACUUCAUCUCCAUGGAGCUUAUCACCAGUCUCGGGGGGGAACAGUUGGCAGAGAUGGAAAAAUCUUUUCAUAUUUCCUCAACAUGAGGAUCACAAGUACAGUGCGGUAAAAUUUUGGAUGAACAAAAUAGUUGGCAGAAUCAAGUGUGGAGCCUUGUAGUUGGAAACUGGAAUCGUGUGGGAACUCUGCUCAUAUGGACUGCGGGGACAGGAACAGCCUGUAGAAUAUAAGUUAUCUCUUGUUGGAGCAAUUCCAUUCAGAAUGAGGAUUUGCAGGACAUGAUGGGGAUGGUUCAACGAGGCAUGGCCAAGGGAGUAUUUUUCUUGUUACAUGAUUUUGUAAGGAUAAAGAUGUCCAUUUAGUGAUAGCGGUAAACAAUUAGUGUUACAUGAUUUUGUAAGGAUAAAGAUGUCCAUUUAGUGAAAGCUGUAAACCAUUAGCGGCCCCUGACAGCGACUCCCAUGGAGGUGGAUAGUUGCAAGUAUAUGCGAGAGAUUUCUGGCUUCCUGAUUUUGAGAAUGGGAAAGCUGAUCAAGAAAGUUCUAAAACA
Molecule: messenger RNA, 2958 nt
Organism: Macadamia integrifolia
Lineage: Eukaryota; Viridiplantae; Streptophyta; Magnoliopsida; Proteales; Proteaceae
Product: plectin
Exons: 5
Coding region: 86-2494 (802 amino acids)
Molecular function (GO): protein binding
Source: RefSeq, a predicted model, not a curated record